Messenger RNA from Exserohilum turcica Et28A, 1290 nucleotides. RefSeq lists its product as uncharacterized. The record is from RefSeq and is a predicted model, not a curated record. Lineage: Eukaryota; Fungi; Ascomycota; Dothideomycetes; Pleosporales; Pleosporaceae. The transcript has 3 exons. Gene Ontology annotation, molecular function: acyltransferase activity, transferring groups other than amino-acyl groups. Gene Ontology annotation, biological process: biosynthetic process. The coding region runs from base 167 to 1237 and encodes 356 amino acids.
CAAGAUAACCGCUUACAGACAAUUGGAGGUCAUCUCCAAGGAAGCUUAUCGUCUGCAGGACAGAUGGUCAAUCUCCAACUCUGCCUCUGGACGUGCAAAUAGCAGUCCAAGUACUCUCUUUUCAUGAACACUGCUCAAGAUCCGCACACUUGACAUCGCAUUCAACAUGUCGUCGGAUCAGGACUAUCAGACUUACAAGCUAGGCAACUUCAAGCUCAAAUCCGGAGGCGAGAUACCAGAUGCUUUCAUAGCGUAUAAGACACUCGGCGAUCCGUCGCUCCCAGCCGUCAUCUAUCCAACAUGGUAUUCUGGAACCAUAUCCGACAAUAUCUGGCUUACGGGUCCAGAUAAGACGCUUGACCCUUCCAAGUACUACAUCAUCAUGCCGGCUCUCUUUGGCAAUGGUCAGUCUUCAUCGCCAUCCAACAUGCCAGCUCUGCGUCCCUUUCCUGAGGUGCUGUUCUACGACAACGUGCGCGCUCAACAUGAGCUUGUGACCAAGCAUCUAGGUAUCAAGCAUGCUCGUGCAGUGCUCGGAUGGUCCAUGGGUGCGGGCCAGACGUACCAAUGGGCCACGCAGUUCCCCGACUUCAUGGACAUUGCUGUGCCGUUUUGUGGAAGCGCAAAAACCAGCCUGCACAAUCAAGUCUUCUUGGAGGGUGUCAAAAGCAGUCUUUAUGCCGCGUUGGGCACCAGUUCGGCGGGAGUUUCAAAGCCAGAUCUCUACACUGCAAAUGGCAAGAAAGUGACAUUCUCCUCCGAGACACAAGAAGCUGGUCUCAAGGCCCUUGGGCGCGUGUACGCCGGCUGGGGCUUCUCCCAAGCUUUCUACCGUGAGAAGCUGUAUGAGAGCGCACCAACGCUUGGUUUUAAGAACCUGGACGACUUUCUUGUCAACUUCUGGGAGGCAUGGGCGUUGUCGAAAGACCCAGAGAACAUGCUGGUCAUGGCGCACACGUGGCAGGCGGGCGAUUGCUCACAGCAAGAGCCGUAUAAUGGGGACUUUGAAAAGGCGAUGAAGGGCAUCAAGGCAAAGACGCUGGUUCUUCCUGGAAAGACAGAUCUCUACUUCCCGCCCGAAGACUCUGAGAUUGAGGUCCAAAACAUGAGUCCCGGUGUGGGAACAUUGAAGGUCUUCCCAUCCAUCUGGGGACAUUGGGCCGGUGGACCAGGACAGUCGACAGAGGAUGUCAAAUGGUUGGACAAUGAGCUGAGGGAUUUCUUUGCUAAGCACUGAUGUGGGUGCAUGUUACUCUUUUCCUAGGUCAAUACUGCCAAUAAUCUUGAAAC